CUCACCUCCUGUCCAACCUCCCUCCAUGCUUCAUCCCUCCUUAUUUCCUUGACCUCUUGCAUCUCUUAGAGCUUAGAGGGUAUUCUGUGGACCAUGGCGCGAGAAGAGCCGCUCUUGGCCCCGCGCCCUUCUUCCGACCACUCCUCCAUCCGCAAUGCCGAGGAGGAGGACGCCCUGUUGACGGGGAUCCGCACUCGCCGUGAACAACGCCGGGGAUGGACCUUCUGGAAGGAACUCGGACUGUUCACCUGGGCGCUUGUCGCCACGGUGGGCGUGAUCGUUCUCUCAGUCGUCUACCAGCACGAAACGAGUCGUCUCGAUGAUCACUCCAAGGGUCCCUGGGGCCCCGGAGAGAAGCCGACCGGCAAACGGAACCUGAUCUUUAUGGUGUCCGACGGGAUGGGUCCCACUAGUUUGUCCCUGACCAGGAGCUUCAGACAGCUAACAGAAGGCCUUCCCAUCGAUGACACCCUCGUCCUGGAUAAGCACAUCGUCGGCACCUCCCGCACCAGAUCGAGCUCCAGCCUUGUGACCGAUUCCGCCGCCGGAGCGACCGCCUUUUCCUGCGGCUUCAAGAGCUACAACGGCGCCAUCUCCGUGCUCCCUGACCACUCCCCCUGUGGUACUGUCCUUGAGGCUGCCUCCUUGGCCGGUUACAAGACUGGGCUCGUCGUGACUACCCGUAUCACCGAUGCCACACCGGCGUGCUUCGCCUCACACGUGAAUCUCCGCCAGUACGAGGAUCGCAUUGCGGAGCAGGAGAUUGGAGAACACCCGUUGGGCCGGGUGGUGGACCUUAUCAUGGGCGGUGGCCGGUGCCACUUCCUGCCCAACUCGACGGACGGAAGCUGUCGCGGGGAUGACCGCGACCUGGUCGGUCUGGCUAAGGAGAACGGAUUCCAUUACUUGGAUGACCGGGCUGGCUUCGACUCCCUCAACGGGGGUGCUGAAGCCAAGCUCCCGCUGCUGGGCCUCUUCGCCAGCAAGGACAUCCCCUUCGAGAUUGACCGCCGCACCCAGGACGACGUGUAUCCGUCCCUGGAGGAGAUGGCCCGCACUGCAUUGAAGACUCUCAGCGAGGCCACCGCCCACAGCGACCAGGGUUUCUUCCUCAUGAUCGAAGGAUCGCGCAUCGACCAUGCUGGCCAUGGAAACGACCCAGCCGCACAAGUCAAUGAGGUCUUAGCCUACGACAAGGCAUUCGCCGCGGUGCUGGAGUUCCUGGACCAGGACUCCACCCCGGGCAUCGUCGUGAGCACGUCCGACCACGAGACCGGAGGCCUGUCGGCCGCGCGCCAACUCCACCCCGAGUAUCCUGAUUACAAAUGGCUCCCAAGUGUUCUCGCCAACGCCAGCCACUCUUCCGAAUUCGUCAAGAAGAAGCUGAAUGAGUUUCUCGCCGUCGAAUCGAACGACGAUGCGCAGCGCAAAUACGUCCGCAAACUGCUCGAAGAGGAUCUUGGCAUCACCGACGCCACGACAGCCGAGGUCUUUGCCGUGCUCGAUCCCAACUCCCCAUACGAUACUCAGUACGUCUUCGCAGACAUUAUCAGUCGAAGGGCCCAGAUCGGGUGGGCAACCCACGGACACUCCGCUGUCGACGUAAACAUCUAUGCCUCCUCGUUGAAAGACGCCUGGCCGCUGGUCGGCAACCACGAGAACACCGAAGUGGGCGCUUUCCUCGCCGACUACCUGGACCUGGACGUAAAGAGCGUCACCAAGAAACUCCGCUCCACUAACGCGUGGUCCGCGUCGUCCACCGACGAGAACGGCUGGCUCGGCGACCCGCUCGGUGAGGACGUCCGGACCGAGGGCCUGGAUACUUACCACGGCGAGUUCCGCAAGCGCGGCCUCUCCGAGCGAGACUGCGGCUGCGGCGAAACCCACUGACUGCUGACUACCGAUGAUAUGACAUGAACUGAACCCAAUGACUACUACUGCUGCUGCUGCUGCUGCUGCUGCUGCUACGCACACACAUACGCUUACCCCCAUUAUAAGAAACCCAAGAAAUCACAUUAUGAUGUAUCCUUUACCUUGCCCAGUUGGAAAUCCACAAACCAUAAUAAACAUUUUUUACACAGACGGACAGAGAGACAGAGACAGACAGACCAGAACAGACCAGAACAGACCAGAAUAUCUUAAGAAACAAAUAUCAAAU
Messenger RNA from Aspergillus heteromorphus CBS 117.55, 2158 nucleotides. Its product is annotated as alkaline phosphatase. The transcript is spliced from 2 exons. Gene Ontology annotation, molecular function: alkaline phosphatase activity. Bases 94 to 1890 code for a protein of 598 amino acids. Gene Ontology annotation, biological process: dephosphorylation. Gene Ontology annotation, cellular component: fungal-type vacuole membrane. The record is from RefSeq and is a predicted model, not a curated record. Lineage: Eukaryota; Fungi; Ascomycota; Eurotiomycetes; Eurotiales; Aspergillaceae.